UCUCUAGACCUUCCUGAAAAGUAUCGCAGAAAACACACAGCUCUCUUUGAUCUUCAGGAUAAUGGCCUUUGUGAAGAUGUCUCCAUGCUACGUUGGUAACUACAGGGUAUCCUCCCGGGUACCGGGAACAGGCAGUGCCUUUAUGGCAAGCGAUACUUUUACAGGAGAAGCCGCCGUCGUCAAGUUUGGCAGAGGCGUCCACGGCAGCCGGAAAGUGGCCGCGGAGGGGUAUAUUCUAGGUCGGCUAGCGGGCACGCCAGGCAUCCCUCGUCUGCACUGGUCUGGAUGGCCUUUCGCGGACAAGGUAGAUGCAGCCAUUGUUGUCGACACACAUGGCCCCACCCUGGAGUCACUCUUUGACCAAGCCGGACGGCGACUUAGCCUCGGGACGGUAUUGCACCUGGCGGACCAGCUGCUUCGGCGAUUGGAGCACAUCCACUCACGGUCGGUGAUUCAUCAAGAUCUCUCACCACACACUUUGGCGCUAGGCGCCACCCGCCUGCACCGUCACCAGAUGUUCAUUGUUGAUUUUGAUUGUGCUGAAGUGACCAGCUGUCGAUCAAAGAUGCAUGCCAAUCUUAAAGCUCUGGGCCACAUCCUCAUCUACCUUCUCGGGACCAAUCUCUCCUGGGCGGCAUUUCAGAAGGUUGCUGAAGAUACUGGGACUUUUCCAAUCAACAACAUCCCCCCUCCAUUCCUGCUCUACCUGGACAGGAUUACAAGGGUGGAUUCCGAGGACUAUCAGCAUCUUCGUAAUGACUUUGGCUAUUUCCGUGAACUGCUAGGCAUAUCAGGUAAUUGCUGUCUUGAUUUUUCAAACAGUGUUCAGGAUCCAAGGGCGGGUCGUACUCUCUGCACCGCCGAGAAGAUAGAAAACAACAGAUCGGAUAUCAAGCACCUUUAUGAUAUGCUCCACCGCGCCGGCGGCAGCGUCAAAGGGACCGGUCUCCCGUUGAGCGCUGCACAAGAGGCAGGGCUGCUGGACUCUCUUUCGCGGACGCUGGGUCUCUAUAUGGACAUCUUGAUCUAUGAGAAGACAGCAUCGACAACACCGGCAGCUUUGACCCGGCCAUAUGAACUCCCGAACUGCAUCUGGAGGGAUAUGCGCUGGUAUCUCGCCAUGGCGGGAAGCAGGUCUAAAACAGUGAGGAAAGGUGUGAUGGAGCUGUGCUACAGCUUUGUGGCAGUACUUGUGGAAACAGUGCCGCGCUAUGAGCUACAGUGGUUGGCGGGGCUGAUUGCCCUCAGCAAUCGAAGGAAGGGCAUGGAAGACGAUGACUGGGAACAGAGAAUCUGGCAAUCGGUGGGAUUGAGAUGGCAGAAGCAGUACAGCAGAUUGUGGAGAGAAUGCUUUCCGAAUUCCACCGCUCUAUCAACAGAACCUGAGCUCCCGCUGCUCUAGUUUCAAACAGCGCCAGUGGUACGAAGUCACAUGAAUGAAAGUGCCCGUCUCCAGUCCAGUUCAACCUUCCGCCACCUGCUUAGAUACAUCCAAAAGAUUCCAUCCUUCCACCGUGCUGAAAUGCUUCCGCAGCAGGAUCACAUCCCAGCUUAUUGUGAAGCCGGUGGCCAUUGAUUUAAAACAUGUUGACCUCAUUCAAAUAAAGAAUCCUCCGCUGGUUCGGGGCACGCAGGGGGCUCAGUGUACGUAUUCGCUUGUAGAUAAUAGUGGGGGAGCGUGAGUUUCGGUUGAGCCUUUUGAAUGUUAAUAUGAAUCAGAUCACGACUGAACAACCGAC
Molecule: messenger RNA, 1739 nt
Organism: Blastomyces gilchristii SLH14081
Lineage: Eukaryota; Fungi; Ascomycota; Eurotiomycetes; Onygenales; Ajellomycetaceae
Product: casein kinase
Exons: 2
Coding region: 62-1402 (446 amino acids)
Biological process (GO): signal transduction; endocytosis; peptidyl-serine phosphorylation
Cellular component (GO): nucleus; cytoplasm
Molecular function (GO): protein serine/threonine kinase activity
Source: RefSeq, a predicted model, not a curated record